Messenger RNA from Stomoxys calcitrans (stable fly), 814 nucleotides. RefSeq lists its product as uncharacterized. Bases 120 to 698 code for a protein of 192 amino acids. NCBI's taxonomy places the organism in Eukaryota, Metazoa, Arthropoda, Insecta, Diptera, Muscidae. The record is from RefSeq and is a predicted model, not a curated record. The transcript has 4 exons.
UGAAACUGCAGCUGAUAAGAGUGCUUGCUUCUAAACUGGCUGACCGACCGUUUGUUUUGUUCUAAUUGAAAUUAAUAAUAAAUUUGUUUUUGUUGUUAUUGUUUUUUUUUUUAACAAACAUGACAUCGAAAUCGGACAGAGUUGCCAAUCUAACCGUAUGGUGUAAAGUGUCAUUUGUUAUGGCUGUUUGCUCCAUAAUCAUGUAUAUGUGUCUUAUGGCGAAUCAUAUAACAGGGUUAUUGCUUUAUUACCAAAUAAUUUCGAUGCCAGAGGCGAAAGACGAAUCUAAUGAAUGGCAAAAUUUCUUAACAUUUUGGUUCAGAAGUAUCAGAGUUACCAAUGUAUAUGGAGUUGUUGCUGAAUUGAUUUUGCGCAUUACCAUGUUUAUAUUAUCAAUUUUAUUGAUUUCGGGUCUUAAGCUUCAUCGUCAUCGUUUUAUAUCUCCUUGGCUUAUAAUGGGAGUUGUUAUAGUUUCCGUAGAGCUGUGCAUAGCGCUAUUCACAGUUACUGGCCCCAUUAUCAUAGGCCUCCAGACAUUGAUGUGGUUUCCGGUUUAUACAUUUUAUAAGAAAUUACGCAAAACUCGCUACUGGAAGCAAAUGGGAUUCAUUAAUACCUAUACAGUAUGGGAAGAUACAAAAAAGUUUCGCGAAUGGCGUUCAAACAUUCCAUCGCUAACAAACAAGGGAGUUGUUUAAGAUGAGAUGAAGAAACUGUUAAUAUGCAUUGUGUUUUUCAUACAUGUACAAUUUUGUAAUCCAAAUUUUUUUAUAACGAUUAUAUCUAAAUAUAUAUGUAGAAGUAGUAUAUAGAA